Molecule: messenger RNA, 2184 nt
Organism: Pseudovirgaria hyperparasitica
Lineage: Eukaryota; Fungi; Ascomycota; Dothideomycetes; Acrospermales; Acrospermaceae
Product: L-ornithine N5-oxygenase sida
Exons: 4
Biological process (GO): intracellular iron ion homeostasis
Source: RefSeq, a predicted model, not a curated record
UCCUCUAGACUUUGCGUGUAAGUACGGGCUUAUUUAUUCCUUGACUUUGCUUUUCUCUCUCGAGCUGUACAUAAAAGCCUCCUGUGUCUCGCCAGACUCACUUCGGACGAUUGACGUCUUCCGAACAACCCAUCUAUCCGGCACAGGCACACAUGCUACAGCUACACACUACUGAUUGAGCAUCUACGUCAAGACCUCAUACUACAAGUCCUGGGGUUACUUCUUUUCGCCUCUUCGUUCAGGUACCAAUAUCUUGACGUACUAUCGAUCAUGGCACCUCACUUCGACUCCAGGGGCUCUUCACCCCACGAUUUGACAAGCUCCACCAGGAAUCAUUACGCCCACCCUGUCGGUGACGGAUAUCUAGAAACAACUGAUUCUAAAGACUACAAUGUCUCCCAUCUUCAAUAUACGGAACCCGACGAUCUUCACGACCUAGUAUGCGUUGGAUUCGGACCAGCAUCUUUGGCAAUCGCCGUUGCUCUGCAUGAUUCACUGGAUACUCCAAAUAUCUGUCGUGAUCUCCCAAACUUGUCAGAACACCAGCCAAAAGUGGCAUUCUUGGAGCGGCAACCAAGCUUUGCGUGGCAUGCAGGUAUGCUUUUGCCUGGAGCGAAAAUGCAGAUCUCUUUCAUCAAGGAUAUGGCGACGCUACGUAAUCCUCGCAGCGAGUUCACAUUUAUGAACUACUUGCACAAGAACGGCCGGUUGGUAGAGUUUACGAAUCUUGGGACAUUCCUGCCGCAACGCGUUGAGUACGAAGAUUACAUGCGCUGGUGCGCCAACUGGUUCAACGAAGUUGUUGAAUACGACCAGGAAGUCGUCCAGAUAAUCCCUGAAAACCUAUCAACCGGAAGCCAGAAAGUCGAGUCUUUCAUCGUCAAGUCAAGAAACCGACGGACUAAUACCAUGACUGAGCGCCGUACACGCAACGUAGUUAUUGCAGCUGGUGGCAGGCCCAGCAUUCCAAAGCAUCUUCCGCAGCGUCAUCCCAAGGUCAUUCACUCCUCUCAGUACUCUCAUGUCAUCCGUGAUCUUUUUAAGGACCCGCAGUAUCCUUACCGUGCAGCUGUCAUUGGUGGAGGUCAAAGUGCGGCAGAAAUAUUCGAAAAUCUCCACUCCCAUUACCCUAAUUCCCAGACGAAUCUGAUCAUUAAAGGCGCCGCUCUGCGCCCAAGCGAUGACUCCCCAUUCGUGAACGAGAUCUUCAACCCAUCACGUGUUGAUGAUGUCUAUCAUCAAUCACCUGCACUUCGCGCCUCAGCUUUAGCCGCCGACCGCAACACAAACUACGGUGUAGUUCGUCUUGAUCUCUUGGAACGCAUAUAUGAGACUAUCUACACGCAACGCAUCAGGUACAAGUCUGAGGCCGCCUGGCCACACCACAUUCUUCCUCACCGCCACAUACUGAAGAUUACCGACUCCCCUGAGAUCCCCGGCGGUGUCCGUCUGCAUAUCCACAAUACGAGUGGUGAUUUCUACGUCGAGGGUGAGAAUGGAGACGAAGUCAUUGACGUAGAUGCUGUGUUCGUUGCCACAGGCUACCGACGAAACGCGCACGAGGACAUGCUGGAGGGUGCCGAGGGUCUCAGACCCAAUGGUGCGCAUAAGUGGGAGGUUGGUCGCGACUAUCGCGUUCUUUUCAAGGAGGGCACCGUCGUAGAGGAUGCGGGAGUCUGGCUGCAAGGAUGCUGCGAGAGCACGCACGGCCUGAGUGAUUCGCUCCUAUCUGUCCUAGCAUCGCGAGCAGGGGAGAUGGUAAACAACAUCUUCGGCGCCGAUCCCUAUCCUACGCAAAGAGGCUCAAAGAAAUCCAUCAGCUUGAAUGGCAGGAGCAGCAUGACUAGUAACGGUAUAACCAAUUUGAACUGAAUGGUUUCACUAGUGGUUUAAUAUGUGCCAUGGAGUAUGAGUGGCGGAAUCUGUGUUAAAGCCGAGACCUUGAAUCGAUAAUUUUAUGUAGCAAUGAGCAGGUGCAAAGUUUAUGGCUGAAUGUUUGACUCGUCGACAGCGAAUAUUUCUCUCAAUCGAACUAUUACAAUCAGUCUUCGUUCAAUAGUUAUGCCAACCUUACUAUUAUAGGCAUUACAAGGCAUAACGUGACGACUGAGUUCUGAAGCUGCUACACGAUAUUCAAACUACAAUGAAGCCCAUAUUAGCAUUCUUCCAGUACACUAGCUAGAA